AUGAGAGUAGGAACCAGCCGAACUGCAAACGAGCCACAGCUUAAGACGCGAAUCAGUCGUUGGAGACGGUACCAGCCGCCAACGAAUCUUGUAUGUGGUAAUGAUUCGAUGGCUGAAGUAACACCAUCUGGGCAAACACAUAGACGAGUGAGAAAGAGGAUCGGAUUGGAAUUUAUCAACACAGCGCAUCCUCAUGAUGCCACCUCGUCGACUGCCAUUUCCAGCAUUCGGUCACACGCGGCACGAAAUAUUCAUGCGUCACAUCGCGCGUCGGUUUCACAACCGAAGGGGACUAAGAAGAAGAGGAGAACGCAGAUGGAUACUAAUGACAUCUCUCUUUUGAGUAUAGAUUGGCCAGUGAACCUAAUGAUUCCUAUUUACAGCGGUUUACUUCAUUGCUUUGCACGGCCAAUGACAAAGUUUGAACAUUUUCUUCUCGACUACUAUGCAGCAUCAGUUAUCCCAGAUGCCCACCUUUGGUGCCACCAUGGCGAUGAGGAGGCCCUCUUUAUUGAAGGUGUAAGACUGUAUUGGCUUCCCUUUGUAGUCACAGACAGUGGCUUGUUAGCUGGUAUAUUCCUGUCCUCGUGUCGUAAUCUUGCACUUCGCGAGCAUCGACCACAUGCAAAUCAUGAGUAUUCUCAACUUGCAAUGAUGUACAAACUCGAAUGCAUCAGGUCUGUAAAUGAGGCUAUUGCUGCAGAAGGACCAACAAUUAUCGAAACUACAAUUGCGAAAACCCUACUAUUAUGUGCGGAUGAAUUCAUGUGCGAUGACCUAAAUGCCUCAGCUCUGCAUUUCGAAGGUUUGAACAACAUGAUCCAGUUGAAAGGAGGACAUAUUGAACGAGACUGGCAUGAUGGAGAUUUAUAA
This is a messenger RNA of Trichoderma harzianum CBS 226.95, 873 nucleotides long. RefSeq lists its product as hypothetical. Bases 1 to 873 code for a protein of 290 amino acids. The transcript is spliced from 4 exons. The record is from RefSeq and is a predicted model, not a curated record. NCBI's taxonomy places the organism in Eukaryota, Fungi, Ascomycota, Sordariomycetes, Hypocreales, Hypocreaceae.